AUGGGCAAGGGUGACACCACACGUCAAAGCAGCAAUGUUUAUGUCUCGUUUGGCAGAAGAGGGGCGAACGAGCAUGAUGAUAAUUCGACGAUUCAGAAUUCCAUGUCUGCAGAAGACUCAAGAAUUUCAAAACUCCUUAGAUUGCUUUCAAGAGAAAAUGAUCAAGAUAAAUUCUGUUCCUUGGCGAGACAACUCCAACAAUCUUUCAAGCUACCAGAGAACGGAAAAUACAUAAGACGUGCCUUUGAUAUGAUUACGAAAUCUCUGUUAGAUUUAUUACACACUGGGCCAGGAUUAAAUGCAAAAUGUGAAACUGCGAAGUGUCUUGGCCGUCUUGGGUAUAUAUUAGACCAAAAUAUCAAAAGGUUUAUUGACUGGAUUUUUUCGACAUUCAGUUCUGAACGGAAUGAAGAUGUAUCUUUGUUGCUUUUAAAAGCACUGCUUGAAACUUUGAAAUUAGAUAAAAAAACACAUAAAACGGAAGCAUUUGCUUCCACUUUGAUAUCAAGACUCGUGAAUGCUCUAGAAUUUACGCAUUCUUCAGAUUUCUUCAUUGUUAUUGUUGAUGCAAUUUUACUUGUAGCAGAAAUGUAUCCAUCGUUUUUCACGAAACAUUUUCGCGAUAUGGUGGAUAUACUUGUUGGCUGGCAUAUUGAUAGCAGCCAAGGAAGUUGUAUUACAGAAUAUACAUCACGAAGCCUUCAAAGAUUAAGUCACUAUUGGAUAGAGGAUGAACAGUUUUCUAUAACUCUCAUUACUCAGUUCUUUGAAGACAUGGAAGCUUAUGCACAUGGAGUACAUGUUUCAAAUUACCAGAGUGAUGGAAAAAAAUGUACACUUUCAAAAGAGCAGUGCGUUAUAAAAAUCACUUCAUUGAUCAAGGUUCUCAAUACGGUAUUAAAAUGUAUGGGGCAACAUUUACAUUCUACAUCCGCUAUGAAAUGGAAUUUCCUGAAUAAUUGUUUUUCAAAAAUGCUUGACACAGUAAUCAUUUCUUUGGAAUUUCUUGUAGGUGAAGAAUUAAUAAUUGCUGCUAAUGAAUGUUCAAGCUUAUUGAUGACAUUUUUGCAAAAUAAGGUCUCAUCUAACAGUUUUAAAUUGUGUUCCCUGAUAAACUUAGAACUUGGUGUUUUGAACGUUUUUGGAGAAGAAGCAGUGAUCUCAAUGCUCUCGUUCACAUCCAGAAUUGUGCUUAACGUUAGUGCUAAUUUGCCAGUGCAGCUUGUUCAUCAAAUUUUGACACCGGAAUCGCCUGUUCUAAAAUUACGCUUUUCGACGAAUAUGAAAAUUCAAAAUGCUGUUUUGGGAAUUUACCACAGUCUUCUUAACUUGAAAAAUAUUUCUCCUCUUCAGGAAGCUUACAGGUACAUUUUAGGAGAUUUAGAAGUUGCGUACAAAAAAGUAAUGCCAUCCCUUUCUGUAAUAUGUCAAACAAAUCCAUUUAUUGACGUGGAAUAUGCAGAUGAAGAUGUAGAAAUGGUUAUAAUGUUUCAUUUGAGAGCAUUAGCUGAUUUGGCAAAGGCCAGUAGUUCUAUAAUAGGAAUUUGGGCACUUCAGCCAAGUAUAUUAGAACUUUUAGCCGUGAAACUUGAACCGUUUAACAAAAACCUAGUUAAUUACAGUCCCACAUUGCAAUAUUGUAUUAUUUAUCUAUUGUACACACACUGCACUGUAAAUAAUAAUUUUGUUUCUAGUAGUGGUUUAGUGAGUGCAGUAAGUGAUGUGUCAAAUGUAUGUGAUGUCUUGGGUCUUCAAUUGGUUUUAAGUUCUUUUGGUUCUACGUCUCCAACCAGUGGAUAUUUUUCUCUGAUACUUGUAGCUUUAACAAAAAUUCUGACGAAUGUUUCAUCACAACAAACCAUAUCUCUCACUCUGGAUUGGGCAAGAGAUGUUAUCACUCAAGUAAAGUCGUAUAUACGUAUCUUACAACAUGCUCAGGAAUUUGGGGAUUUUCUACAUGCACUUGUGUCUGCCGGACACACUCACGAUGAAAUGAUAGUUUUGAAAGUAUUGCAGAAUUUAGAAGAAUUGCUUAGCUGUAAUAAAACUUCAUGGAACCCACAAUUCUUGUUAAGUAUUUUGAGUCUUUGUUUCCUUCACAAUAAUUCAUAUAAUGAUGCUGUGAGUUCAAAAUCGUGUCAGGUGAUGACACUGCUUCCUUGGUACAUAAUUAUUAGUGGAAUUGAAGAAUUGAUGGAACCGAAAAGGGAUAACUUAAGAAAUAUUACAUUUUCUCAACAGUGUAUUCAUGGCAUUCAAAAGCAUUAUAUAACUAAGAAUACUUGCGGCAGAAUGCCAGGAAUUCAUUUCAAGAAACUAAUUGGAUACGUGUUAAAUGGGGUUUUGUCUUUAGAGACGAAUUGGAUGCUAGAUACUUUCCACAGUUCUGGAAAAUGUUCUCAUAUACAAGAAGAUCAUAAAACAUGGACAUUAUUUAAUCACGUUGUUUCUGCAAAUGACAUGGUGUUGUUAUCAUCUUUAUCUUGGCAAGCUGCCCAGUUUUGCACUACAACAAAGUUAAGAACUCCCUUAGGAAAACCUCAAGAUACAUUUACAAGCAUUGAAGGUGCAAUAAAAAACUUGGUUAAAGAGUUGCAUACCUCGUUCAGUCUUCCCGAAAUGGAGGGUAAGCCAGAUAACCUUUCUGACAACACUUUUUCCAGCUCCGGUGCUCCACUGCGAAAUGAUGGCAGCCUCGGAUCAGGUGAUUUUGUUAGCCUCUCUAACACUUCUUUUGGGAGAAAUGGUUCAACUGGAAUUAAUUCAGCGAGCGACUUAGCAAUGGAGCAAGAGCAACAACAAGGAAUUGCGCUACAACCACAAAAACCGCCAGAUUCAGCCAAUAGUCGUUUUAGUGUACAAUCUGAUAUGGGAGGUUGGGAACACCGGCGAGUGAGGUUGUUGCUAGAGUUCUUAGAAAAUUUGGAGAAAUGUAUCUACAAUGCAGCCGAAGGUUCUACCACUUUAUCUCCGCCAUCGAAAACUGUGAGGCUCUUUUUUCAUACAAACAAGAACACAUGUGCUCAGUGGUUUGUGCGAAUUCGAAUGGCUGUUAUUGUGGUUGCACUUCAUUCUGGCUAUGCUGCUGCAGUAGUGAGAUAUGCUCAUUGUUUUAUUCAAGAUCUCGUGGAUUCUAAAAAUAUCCAGGGAUCAGAAUUUGAGCGCACAGUAUUGUAUCUCAGUUGGGCAUUGUGUAGAUUACGUGAACCAAGAGCAAUCGUUGGUUUGUUUGCCUGGUGCCUUGGACAUGGUCGAAAGUUUCAAUGGCUUCAAGCUGUUGCUGAACAAGCAGCUAGUAAAUAUGAAUCCGCCCUGAACAGUUACACGCAAGUAUUAGGUGUGCAAGUUUCAUCAACAUCGUCGAAAAGCGAUGAAGGUGGUCUUGCGAAACCCAACGACGGGCGUGAAUCCAAUCAGCUCCUCAGAGAGUUCAUUUCAGAGCAAGUAAUGAACUGUUAUUUGUCUCUUAAUAAUUUCGAAGAAUUUUUGAAAUGGAAUCAACAGGGUGAUUUUGUAGAUACUGAACAAGUAAAUGCUACAUCGAAACAAUUGUUUGGAAAUGGAUUUACUAUCGAACAAGUCCAUGCCAUGAAACAUUUUCAAGAAUACGGAUUAUCGGCUUUUGUUGAACUAGAAAAAUGGAAUAGUCUGCAUUUUGAGGAAAGUUCAAUUAACACAGAUAAGCUUUGGAAUAGUAGCGUUCUAAUUAAUUAUAUAGACGCAACUUUGGUGAACAUUUCUUUACAAUUAGCUAUCGAUAUCAACCGAAAGAAAAUUGAGGAAACAGGUUUCUCUGAACAAACGACUUGCAUGAAAACGCUUAUUGAAAAAUGUAUGGCACUAACGAAACGAUACAUACAAGAAGGUUUAGGAAAUAUGCCAUCUGAAAGUUUGCAUACCUGUGUAAUAUCAAAUUUUGCUGGAGCAGGGCUUCUAUCAGUGUUACGCGGAGAACCAGAAAAAAAUAUGUUUACUGCAAGUGAAUGGAAAUCAAAACUUCAUUAUAUAAAUACAUCUGUUCUCACUAAUGUAGUGUGGUGGACUGAAUACUUUGACCAGAUGAACGGGAAAAGAUUUCAUAAUCAAGUAAAUGAUCUUUAUUUAGACAUCUCUAGGAUUGCUCGUAAAGAAAGCAAUUACUAUUUGGCCAAAAAAUUGCUAUUAAAAUGCCUGUCUUGUAGUGGUUUCAUAACCGAUUCUAUUCCUUAUAAAGAAAUUUCGCUGAAACAAGUUAUAGCAGAUUUUAUUAGCUUCAAUUCAUGCAUCACUGAAACUUGGAAUGCUAGAACUGCAAAGGCAUGCAUGGAAGGAGCAAAAUUGUUAUACUAUUCAAAUUGCCAUAGUUCUGCAGUAGAAGUAUGUGCUUUAACAAGCAUCGCAAUACUGAAUAUGCCUCUUGAUAUAGAUCUUGAAAUGUCAGAAAGAAAAUCUCGAACUUUGCUCACAUUAGCAAAAUGGCUUCAAAUGGAAUGUCAUUUAGAGGGCGAAUUAAAAGAACACCUGAACCAAAUAUUUUCAUGUAAAAUUCCAAGUUGUAAUUAUGUAAAUGCAUUGAACUCCAUUACCCCGGAACAGUUCGAUUCGCUGUUUCAGUGUGACAAUUGUGUAGUGUCUUCCACAGACACUGUUAUUGGGCGCCUUCUGUACACAAGUGUUUGUCAUUGUCCUGCUAUGGCAAAGGCAUGGAGUGGAUUUGCUGCGUGGUGUUACCGAUGUGGUCGACGAUCUGUAGAUGGGUCCAGCAAAGGAGGACUACAACUCAUCGACGCGGAGAGAAUUGCUAUUCAAGACCUUCUUCCUUUGGGAUCGUCUUCUGAAAAUUUGGAUGAAGUAUUUGCAGUUCUUAAUCAGACAACUGGAGCUGACGGAGAAGACCUUGUGUUGGGCGACAGUGUUUCAAACAAAAUUGAAACGCAUCUUAGAACAGUUAAUAUACUCCGUGAAUCAUCGCACGAAUUACUUUCUCAAGUAGCUGAAAUCUGGAGAAAUGCUCACAAGAGAUCUUUUACGUAUUAUAAAAUAUCUGCCGAGUCAUAUUUUAAGUACCUGAAUUUAUGUAACUAUGAGGGUCCUGAUGGUACAACUAUCACUGCUUGUCUACGUUUAUUGCGUCUGAUUGCGAAGUAUCCGUUCGCACUACAAGACGUAUUAGAAAAUGGAUUAUGUUCAACACCUACUCGACCUUGGAAAGGAAUCAUCCCACAAUUGUUUUCUAGGCUUGGCCAUCCUGAAGCAUAUGUUCGAAAACAAGUGUCAGAACUUCUCUGCCGGGUUGCAGUUGAUGCUUCUCAUCAAAUUACUUUCCCAGCUGUCGUCGGUGCCAUUACAGGAACGAGGCUUUCAGAUAUCCAUAUGCCUACUUCAACUCAUGGAUUGUUAAGUGUCCAUUCUUUAGAAACAGAAAAAAAUGAUAUUUACAAUUAUCAAGAUGAAAUAGAAGAGGAGGACGACAAUGAUGAUGAGUCCAUUGAAAGGGAGAAUAAGAUUCCCGUUCUCAAAAAUUGCUUCCAGACAAUGGUUGAUUUUCUUACGAAAAAGUUUCCAGAGAUUGUUUUGCAUGUCAAAUUACUUGUACAGGAAUUACGACGUAUCACCUUACUAUGGGAUGAGUUGUGGCUAGGUACAUUGGUGCAACAUCAGUCUGAAAUUACACGUUGUCUGACGCAAUUGGAACAAGAAGUAAUUCGAGUUGACAAGAACAUGACCCUCGAUUCUGACCUCAAAUUGAAAUUAAUUACAGAAAAACACCGCAUCGUUUUCAAACCAAUUGUGUUUGUGUUAGAGCAACUGCAGUGUAUCACUUCUGUUCCUCCAGAAACUCCUCAUGAAAAAUGGUUCCAGGAAAAGUUUGGAGAGUGUGUGUCUGAUGCACUGAACAAAUUAAAAUUUCCAGCUAAUCCACGUUGCCCUAAUGAAUCAUGGCAACCUAUGAAACAAUUUCAGUCGCGUCUUCAACAACGCUUUCAGAAACGCACAGCUUAUACAAUUCACAUUUCUAAUGUGAGUCCUGUUCUUUCUGCUAUGAAGUCUAACAUUGCUAUGCCUGGUGUUCCGUCUAGUGAAAAGCAUUCAAUUAGAAUUGCUUCUGUUGAUAAUAAUGUUACAAUUCUUCCCACGAAAACAAAGCCGAAGAAGCUCGUGUUCCGUGGAUCUGAUGGACAUGUGUAUUCAUAUCUUCUGAAGGGUCUCGAAGAUUUGCAUCUUGAUGAGCGUGUUAUGCAGUUUCUGAGAGUAGCCAACACAAUGAUGCAACAUGGUCCAGACGCCGACAGCUAUAUUGCCAGGCAUUAUUCAGUCAUUCCUCUAGGUCCAUGCAGUGGGUUGAUCAGCUGGGUUGACGGCGUUACCCCCUUGUUUAGUCUUUACAAACGAUGGCAGCAACGACAGGUUUUGCAGGUUUCACUUAAAGUCCAAGCAUCUGGUGGUGACACCGCAUCCAACAACACAGCACAAGUCAUGAGACCAUCAGAACUAUUCUUCAACAAACUUCGCCCUCUUUUGAAAGAAGUAGGCAUUGGCAACACGAACAACCGCAAGGAGUGGCCGUUACCCGUAUUAAGGCAAGUAUUAACCGAACUGAUGGAAGAAACUCCAAAAGACCUUCUGGCGAAAGAACUGUGGUACAAUAGUGUAAACGCUAGUCAUUGGUGGCAAAUCAUACGAACAUAUUCGUGUUCAGUUGCAGUAAUGUCAAUGAUCGGUUACAUAAUUGGCCUUGGUGAUCGACACUUGGAUAAUAUUUUGGUAGAUCUUAAUACAGGGGAGGUGGUGCAUAUUGAUUACAAUGUUUGCUUCGAAAAAGGGACUACACUCAGAAUUCCUGAGAAAGUACCUUUUCGCAUGACUCCUAAUAUUUGCACGGGCCUGGGAGUAACAGGAGUAGAAGGCAUUUUUCGCCAAACAUCAGAACAUGUUCUGAAAGUUAUGAGAAAAGGUCGUGAAACACUACUUACCCUCCUCGAAGCGUUUGUUUAUGAUCCUCUUAUUGACUGGAAACCAGAAAAUGACGAAGUUUUCACGGGAGCUGUGUACGGAGGUCAGGCUCUAAUUUUAGAAUCAAAGCAAAGAAGAAAGGAAUUGGAAAGGGAAGUGGCACAGUCUAUGUUCUGCAUUCGCAUGACAGAAAUUAAAUCCGCGUGGAUGAAUAAUAGAGAUGAUUUAAUUAUCUCUGUGCCACAAUUAGAUAAUCUUUUGAGAAAGUGGUUAGAGAUACAUAAUGAGAUUCCAGUAUUAGAAAAGACUUCACAUGAAUAUUUAAUGGAGAUGGAGUUAGUGAAAGAAGCUAUAACUGAAGGUCCUGGAAGUGAAAACCGUCUCUACACAUUAGGAUCUCGAUAUGUUAAAUUCAAGGAAACUCAAGAUACCAAAAGAAACGCUAGAGAAAUGUUAAAAACUAAAUUGGAAGAUGUAGAAAAACGUUAUAAUAUUCAAAGUACAGCUUUGGCUUCUGUUAGGAGUACAGAAUUAGACGAAUGGGCUGCAAAGUUGAGUUACCCUGAAGAUGAAAGUAAUAAUGUAGUAAAUGUUCAUGUAAACGAAAUUUUGCAAAAUGCUGGACAAAAUCAAAUGGUAAUACAGUACGAGCAAUCAGACAUAGAAUUUAAGAGAUUAACACAACAACAAACUACGUUGAUGCGCACUUGUUUGGAUUUGUUGAGACAGUAUGGGUCUAUUGCAGGAUUAUAUCCCGUUUCGUAUUUUGAAUCGCAUAGAACAGUAUGCUUUAUUCGUUGGGCCAAAUAUUUACUCGAGAACAUAUCCGUUGAACGAUGUCGUGAAGUAGCAGAUCAAUUUCAGUCACUUUUUUCACCUGACAAUAACAGAAACAAUAUCCUUUGUCAUACUGCGGUGUCUUUCAGUUAUCACUUACAAUCUGCUUUACAAAAUGCUAAUGUUCGCCUUUCUUACGCUGCGGAGAAGAUGACUUCAAAAGGCUUACCUGAUAGUAUUGCUACAUUUGAAAAUGAUUAUAAAGAAGCCCAGAGAGCAUUAGAAAAUUUUUGCCACAGAGAACAAACCACAAAAGUAGCAAUAGAGGGCGUAGCACUCACAACAUUAUGUUCUCUCAAUAGACAGUAUCUUAUGAAAGAAGCAACGGCUACGAGUGCUGGAGAAUAUCUAAUGGAUCUCACAUCAUUUGAUGGCGAAUGGUUUCUUGAUGAAAUGCACUUUCUGUACACCUUACUGUACGAAUUCUGUAAACUCCUUUCUCAUGAAGACAAUCUCUCCCCUACACAAGCUGAUGAUAUUGCAAGACUGAGACUAAUUUUGCAGUGUCUACAUUCGUGCAAUAUAAUGUUCAGAGAUUUGAAGGAACUGAAUUUUAAUUUUCAUACAAUCAUUCUUCCCGAAGCUCUGAAGACGCUUCAGAUUGAAGAGCCUAGUGUGCUGUCAGUUAUUAAUACUUUAGACGAAAUUAUUCAAAGUAUUGGAUGUCCAAUUACAGAUUUGAUAGCUCAGUUGGAAUUGCAUUUGCGUUACGUUAUAAUGGAUAUGGACUCCCCUCACAGUCACGCACAGAAACUUGUUAGUGUGCUCCAAAGUAAAUUCGAAUCUUUAUUUCUUUACUGUUCUGAAAGACAUAAGGAAACUGCCGGAGAAGAUGGUCUUAGCCCAGGAAAUAUGCUGCUAAUGGGAUUUAACUGCCUCUUCGAAGCUUUGCAGAUUGAAGGGACUACAUUUGCAGCUGCUUUUGAAAGAAUUGAUAUUCCUACGUCCUGGAAGACCAUAGACCAAAUUAGAGAAGCUAAAGCAUUGUCAGCGUUUGUAGUUGGUGAUCGUGUGAGAGGUGUUUUAGACUCCAUUUUCUUUUUGAAACGUCUGCAGAUAAUACAAGAUUUCUUUGCAUUGUGUUCUCAAAUGGCACGUAUGGAAUCUCCGGUAUAUGAUAAUAACCGUAUAAGUAAACCAAUUAGACAAUUCACUGCGGAUUAUGUCCGACGACAUAUGUUUGGCGUGUCGUCUCAAAUUCUUGCUCUGCUAUUAUGUUUCCACUUGAACCAGUGCUUAGGAUUUAACAUCGAAAUGGAAGUGGAGCGACGAGGCAAAGAUUUUGACAGUGACAUUUCUCUGGAAGAAUUAAUUCACAUGGGUAUUGACAAUUGUGUAAAAAGUGGUAUUGUUAAUACCGCAGCCCUGAAAGAAGCGUCACUCCUCGUGAGCAACCUCGAAAACGCUUGGCAGCAGCGUGAAUAUGCUUUGCGAAUCCAACAGGAAUAUGAAUUUUGGAGGUCAACAUCACACAGGCUACAGCUUCAACUCACUGCCCAUCAUUGGUUAUACGAAGAUCUUUUACCACAAAAUGUUCUAAUGUCUUCUUUACUACCUGUCAACAGAACAACUUUCAUGCGCGAAAUAAGGAAAACAUCUACCUCGCUGCUAACGCUGCAAUCGCGCUUAAAUGAAGUCCACAAUCAUCAUAAUGUCUUAGUAGUCAGUAUUGAACAGCGUCUGAAGUGGGUAUCAGGAGCAAAUCCCGCAUUAAGUGAGGUAAUGACAACUUUUGAUUCUGAGUGGCAAAAACGAACUUCGCGAUUUAGUAUGUUACAAAACCUGGCAACAGUUGUAAGCAGUACGUGCAAUGCUAUUUUGCACCACGAAGCAUUGAGAACAAGAACAUCGGAAGCAAUUGCGAACGAUGCAUCGUUUUUGCAGAUGUUAGAAUACUUGGAAAGAAGUUGUGCCUUAGCUGGAAAUUGUGAACAGUCCAUUAACGCUAGAGAGAUAGCAUUAAUCCACUUGUUGGCUCCUGAAGAAACGGUUGACCUCAAUUGGUUACAUAAAGUAGAAAUACUGAUAUCUGAUAAGAUAAAAUCGCUUCAAAAACAGAGAACAAAACUAUUAGAUGAUUUCUGUAUUGUCAAGAAAAAUCUUAAAAAACAUGUUGUGACAAUAAGAGAUUACUUUGUAAUUCAUCGCGAAUUAAUGUUUGAUGUACACAAACUUAUUAAGUCUUUGGCCAAAAGUGAAGCAGGUAUCCGUGAUGAUUUUAAAAACUACCUCAUUACUUACCGGACAUUUUCUGAAUAUUAUUCGUUGUUAAUCAGAGAGCUGAUAAAUGAAAAUUUGGAUUAUGACAAAAUUAUUCAAAGCCUGAAACACAUAGAAUUUAUUAAAGAGAAGACUAAUUAUAUUUAUGCAGAAAUCCUAGAAUUUGCUGAUAAUAUCGGAGAAAAAAUGAGAUGUGAAACAGCAACCGAAGAUAUUUUUUCUGGAGGGUCUCGUGUUGAAAGAGAUUGUAUGGUUUCAAAGGAAGAUACACAAGUCCCAAAAGUCGUCAGAAGUGGAAGAGAUUCAAAAACUGGAAAAGCUGUCCAAACUCGAAAUUCCUAUGCUUUAGGUGUGUGGCAUAGAGUUCGCAUGAAACUUGAGGGUCGAGAUCCGGACACAGGAAGAAAAUAUUCUGUGCAGGAACAAGUUGAUUAUGUUACAAAUGAAGCUAUGAACUUGGAUAACUUGGCACUUUUGUACGAAGGCUGGACACCGUGGGUGUAA
Messenger RNA from Gryllus bimaculatus (two-spotted cricket), 10494 nucleotides. Lineage: Eukaryota; Metazoa; Arthropoda; Insecta; Orthoptera; Gryllidae. The record is from the annotation of a GenBank genome assembly.